AUUGAGAACAGCAGUAAGUGGCACAUCCAUUGAAAUAAUAAUUGUUCGAAAGUAGUGAAUUGUGCAUCCUUGAGAUGCUCUCUGGAAAAAGAAGCCUCUGAAACUGAGGAAAAAACAGGUGGAUGAAUGCAGGAAGCAACUGAACUAUCUGGAAGAAAGAAGUGGGUUUCUCAGUGUUAAAAUCUGAGUUCUGCCUUUUGGAGAUGGAUAUGCCAGUGUGUGAGUAAGCAGGAAGUAACUCAGCAAUAAUGUCCCUCCAACAGUGACAUAUUCUUUAAAAACUGAGGGAAAAUCCAGUCAGGUUUUUCAGUGAAGACUGUGGAACUGUUCUUCCUUGACUCCUGCUGUGUGAGAUCAGCUAUGGAACAUGCUAAGGAACAUGAAGCAUGUCCUGAACAAACUCGGAGGUAUUGUGUAGAGAGACCAAUAUAUAACCAAGAGCUCUUGCAAGGACAGCUGCACAGGCGACAAAGAACACCUCAGACUUUAAAGCAGAAGAUUGCACAUUCUUGUCGUUGUACUUCUAAGAAAGCCAAGUCUCAUCUUUACAGUUUCUUACCAAUUUUAAAAUGGCUUCCUCGUUACCCAGUGAAGGAAUACUUAUUAGGAGACAUUAUCUCAGGUAUAAGCACUGGAGUUAUGCAGCUUCCUCAAGGUUUAGCCUAUGCUUUGCUGGCAGCUGUUCCCCCAGUAUUUGGCCUAUAUUCUUCAUUUUAUCCUGUUUUUCUAUAUACCUUUUUUGGAACGUCCAAGCACAUAUCAAUAGGCACCUUUGCUGUGGUUAGUAUGAUGGUUGGUGGUGUUGCUGUGAGAGAAGUGCCUGAUGAAAUGAUUUCUCUGGACUAUAAUUCUACUAAUGUUACAGAUGCUAGGGAUACCAAAAGGGUGCAGGUAGCCGUGACUCUCGCCUUUCUUUCAGGAAUUAUCCAGUUGUGUUUAGGUUUCCUUCGAUUUGGAUUUGUGGCCAUCUAUCUAACAGAGCCUCUGGUGCGCGGAUUUACUACUGCAGCUGCAGUUCAUGUCUUUACUUCUCAAUUAAAAUAUUUCCUUGGCAUCAAGACUAGCAGAUAUAGUGGACCCCUCUCAGUUGUAUAUAGCAUAGCUGCUGUACUUUCAAAUAUUACAAUGACCAAUAUUGCUGCCUUGAUUGUUGGAUCAACGUGCAUUGUUCUGUUGCUGAUUGGCAAGGAAAUCAAUGACCGGUUUAAGAAGAAGCUCCCGGUUCCUAUUCCCAUGGAGAUCAUUGUGGUCAUUAUUGGCACAGGAGUUUCAGCUGGAAUGAAUCUGAAUAAGUCAUACAAAGUUGAUGUUGUUGGGAAUAUUCCUCAAGGGUUACGUGCACCAGCAGUUCCCGAGAUUCAGCUCAUCCCAGCAAUAUUUGUGGAUGCACUAGCAAUAGCAAUAGUUGGAUUUUCAAUGGCUGUAUCAAUGGCCAAGAUCUUUGCCCUUAAACAUGGUUACACCAUCAAUGGGAAUCAGGAACUUAUUGCCUUGGGAAUAUGCAAUUCUGUGGGGUCGUUUUUCCAAACCUUUUCAGUCACCUGUUCAAUGUCUCGGAGUCUUGUUCAGGAAAGCACCGGUGGAAGAACUCAGAUUGCAGGUGCUCUCUCUUCAGUUAUGGUUCUGUUGGUACUUGUGGCUGUUGGAUACCUCUUUGAACCUCUUCCACAGACAGUGCUGGCAGCAAUUGUCAUGGUGAACCUCAAAGGAAUGUUUAAACAGUUUGGAGAUGUCACACACUUCUGGAAAACCAGUAAGAUUGAACUGGCCAUCUGGGUGGUAGCUUUUGUGGCUUCUCUUUUCCUGGGACUAGACUAUGGUUUGCUUACUGCAGUAACGUUUGCAAUGAUAACCGUUAUUUACAGAACACAAAGUCCUCAAUACAGAAUCCUUGGUCAGAUUCCUGACACUGACAUCUACUGUGAUGUGGAAGAGUACGAAGAGGUUAAAGAAUAUCCUGGAAUAAAAAUAUUUCAAGCUAAUACAUCACUUUAUUUUGCUAAUAGUGAGUCAUAUGCAAGUGCGCUGAAGAAAAAGACUGGAGUGGACCCUUGUGCCAUAUUAGCAGCGAGGAGAAAAGCCCAGAAGCGACAUGCCAGGGAAAUAAAGGCAGCAAAUGAGCACCGAAAGAAAGCUGUAUUGAAACUAGUGAGUUCUUCGACUAAUGACGUAGAAGCAAGUGUAAAACACGAGAUAGCAAAUGAUGACUUACCCGUGAAUGGAAAAUUUGCAGAUUCUGGUGUACAAGACGUGUCUCCUGAUGAGCAUGAACAUUUUGUGGAGACCAAAACCAACAUUCGCUCUUUAAUUCUGGAUUUCACCCCGGUGAACUUUGUGGAUUCAGUUGGAGCAAAAACACUAAAAUCAAUUAUAAAAGAAUACAAAGAAGUUGGUGUCUGUGUCUGCAUUGCCUGCUGUAGUGGCCCUGUUAUGAAUGAGCUGACAAGACUGAACUUUUUUGAUAAGGCUGUAACAAGAGAGUUGCUGUUUCACAGUAUUCAUGAUGCUGUCCUUGCUUGCCAAGUGAAAGAUGGGUCUGCUUUUACAGACUGACUUUGACCUCUGAAGAGUGGCAUCGAGCAGAAUGGAAGCCAGAUUUAUGCUGAUGGAGACUCUUUCUGAAUAUUUAAUUUGCACAGUUUGAAGAGAGCCUAAGGCUGUUUGUAUCUACGGGUAUAGGGUGGUACUUAUUUUUUUGUAGGAAGAGUGGAUAAGGAAUUGGAAGCCUUCAUGCUCUUGAAUGUUUUCCUUUAAUCAGGGUAUAGCCUUCCAACAAUACACAAGCACAAAAUUAUGCAAGAAAAGAAAAUUCAGUGUGUUCUGCUGCAGUCAAAAUCUAGUAGACAAGGUGACAUUCCUGUUCCUGUUGAGAAAAUGGGCACUUUAACUCACUACAAGUGGGAUCUUGCAGGAAGUAACUGUCUGCAAGUGCAAUACACUGUACCAGUGUCUUUAAAGAACUUUUUUAGAAGGCUUUUAAAGCCUGAUGUCAACAUCUGCAUACAACAGAUUCAUACAAUUUAUAAUAAUCUGCCAGCUGGAUUAAUGAAUUCACACUGGUGGCGUUUAACUGCUGCUGUUUUUAACCCUGGAUGGUACAGUUGUUUGUUUUUUUUUAAAGAUCUAACCUGUCUCAACUAUACUCAACUCUUCAUUUUUGCUAUGAGUGAACAUGGAAUCAGAAACUCAUUGUUUAAUUAUUACGUUAUCAAUAUGGUACUUUUACUGCCAAAACCUAGUUAGACUUUCUAGAAGAGAAUACAAUUGAUUUUAAGCUAAAAUUAAUUUAGCUUCAAAAUUUGAAGACAAAACGGGUUUGAGGCAGGAGUGAAGUCUAUUUAAAUUAAGAACUGGUGCCCUAGGUGCAGCCUCUGAAGCUGGAAUGAAAAUGUAGACACAGUCUAAAGUCUCAGUGGUCCAAAAAAAAAAA
Messenger RNA from Lepidothrix coronata (blue-crowned manakin), 3430 nucleotides. RefSeq names its product solute carrier family 26 member 5 (gene SLC26A5). NCBI's taxonomy places the organism in Eukaryota, Metazoa, Chordata, Aves, Passeriformes, Pipridae. The transcript is spliced from 19 exons. Bases 361 to 2553 code for a protein of 730 amino acids. The record is from RefSeq and is a predicted model, not a curated record. Gene Ontology annotation, molecular function: secondary active sulfate transmembrane transporter activity; chloride transmembrane transporter activity; oxalate transmembrane transporter activity. Gene Ontology annotation, cellular component: membrane. Gene Ontology annotation, biological process: transmembrane transport.